AUGCCUCAGGCCAGCCCAUCUGAGUCUGGCUGCUGCUUCUGCCCCCUCUCCCCCUCCCACCAGCGCCCACGCCGAUUGUCAUUGCACACAAAGGAGAUAGAUGCUUUUCUGCUGCUGUCGUGCUCGUUUAUAGAGCAUUCGUCAAAGUCGGGUUCCGACUCCUCGCCCAAAAAUCCAGGCAAGAUGGCUACCCACACCCGAAAAGACGACUUCUGCCUCGAAUGCCACUGGGAGUCCUUCCAUCUAGACGGGAAAAGCUCGGAAGAUUCGUCCGUGGCCCCUGCGUCCGACUACUGCCCUGAUAAAGAGCAUAAUGCCUCGGAGUCCCAUGUCGACGGCGCUUGCUGCGACACCGACAACUGCUCUAUUACUUGUCCCUCUGUUUGCGACGGCUUCGUUGACUGCCACGACGACGACCAUCAAGAUCCCUGCUCCGCGUCUCGAUGUGAGGAGCCGCAUUGUCAUGAUCCUGCCCCCAUCUGUUUUGAUGAGCACUGCUUUGAUCUGAACCAUAGUCCUCAGGUCGCAGACCACUCAGUAGAGUCUCUGUUUGGGCUUGGAAUACCUAUGUCUUCCGACAAGAACGACUUCACACUCCCUCUAGAGCAGUGUCAAGCUGAAGAGACGUCCAGAGCAGCUGAGCAUGCUGCAGCAGAAGUGAAUGCUCACAUGUGCGCUGGCAUCUUUUUCAAUCCAGAUUCAAUAGCAAUCACCCCCUGCCAUCCUCCUCACAGCUACCAUCAUGACCCUCACUCCGCUGGCAUCUCGCAUAUCCCGUCAGCCCAGAACAUGCUCCCGCCGUCUUUACCGAUGCAAAACGAUACCAACCCUUCCGAUGUCUUCCAUAUGCUUGGGAUGUGUCCCGAUUACUCGAACCACUUCCACGUCCAUGAAGCGUCAAACUGCCCAGAGAAUUUAGACAGCGGCGCCACGUCAAACUCCUUUACUUGCCUCCAUCUCGACGAAGACAGUAUCAACAGUCUAAUGAAAAACCCUAUCUACACAAGCAACAAUCUUCCUGCAAAAGGACCUUGCCGGUCGAACCAUCGUUGCCGAACUCACUACCUCGCACACGCUCAUCACUACUCUCCUUACGCCCGUCACUCCCGAUCAAGCUUCAGUUCACAGACACUCCCUAGCCCUGGUGAAACACCACCUCCGUUAGACGGUGGUAUAUCCUCGGUAAUAACUAGCCCAGACUUUCCCCCGGCAGACGGCGAGAUCCAUGUCUGCAAAUGGGUUUCAAAUUCCCAUGGAGUCAAAGCCAGCUGUGGCGAUACCUUCUCGAGUCCUUGUGCUCUUCAAGAGCACCUCGUUUCGCAGCACAUGGGUCCUGUCAAUGGCGCCAAGGGAACUGGAUACUACUGCUGCUGGGAAGGCUGCGGCCGGCCUGGGGAACCGUUUUCGCAAAAGUCAAAACUACAGGGCCACUUCCUUACGCACAGCAAUUACAAAAAUUUUCGAUGCUCGGUCUGCGGAAAACUCUUCGCUCGGCAAGCGACUCUCGAGCGCCACGAACGAAGCCAUCGCGGCGAGAAGCCAUACAAAUGUACAGUAUGUGGCAAGUCAUUUACAGACAGCAGUGAAUUAAAAACCCAUUCACGAACUCAUACUGGCGAGAAGCCCUUCAAGUGCACCUUUCCUGGAUGCACCUUCCAGACCGGCGAUUCUUCAAAUAUGUCCAGUCACAGGCUUACUCACGGCGAACGGAGACACAAAUGCGUCCACCCCGGAUGUAACAAGAGCUUCACUCGGCCUGACCAACUCAAACGACACAUGCGCUCGACACACAAAACAGAACUCCAGAUUCCCACCCCACUUCUUGGGUCCACGUCUCCAACAGACAGCCAACUCGCACUUCAGGCUACUUUCGGCAUGGCUUAA
Molecule: messenger RNA, 1884 nt
Organism: Aspergillus nidulans FGSC A4
Lineage: Eukaryota; Fungi; Ascomycota; Eurotiomycetes; Eurotiales; Aspergillaceae
Product: protein zapA
Exons: 7
Coding region: 1-1884 (627 amino acids)
Cellular component (GO): nucleus
Source: RefSeq, a predicted model, not a curated record